Messenger RNA from Paramecium sonneborni, 963 nucleotides. Lineage: Eukaryota; Ciliophora; Oligohymenophorea; Peniculida; Parameciidae. The record is from the annotation of a GenBank genome assembly.
AUGAAAGCAGAAGUAAAAAAGGAUAAGAAAUAAAUAAAUUAAAGAUCUCCAGAAAAAGUAUUAUAAAAGAGAUAUAAUAAUAAUUAAGUACAAUAUUUAGUAAAGUGGAAAGAUUAAGAUGAACCAAUUUGGGAUGUAGAAGAAAACAUUAGAAAUAUAAUUUAAAAUAUACCAUUAAUUGAAUCUGAAUUAUAAGAAAACAAAAAUGAUAAAUAAUAAAAAUAAGUUACACCAUAAAAAAAUUAAUUUUAAACAUUGUAAUAUAGUUUUAAACAUCCCAAUUGUUCAGGAGAGCUGUUAUUUAAUACAUAGAAAGAGAUGACAUAAAAAUACUGUUUUGCAUAUCCAUAAUUUGGAGAUGAAAUAGAAAGUGUUAAUUUAAUUUUAACUUAAGAAGAUUGUUUAUUUGAGAUUAAAUGGAAAACUAGGACUGAUGGAACAAAACCUAUAUCUGAUUUUUAUCAAUAUGAUUAAUUUAAAGUAGUUGCUCCAAUGCUUUUUAUGGAUUUCUUAGAAAUUUGUAUAUUAGGACAUGAAAAAAAUUCAGACAUCAAAUUUAUAGCACCUGGUAAAGAUAAUAUUCAAAGAGCUUAACUCAUUAAAAGAAUAUUAUUACAAGACCCAAAAUAUAUUGAUACUAAUAAAAAUUAAUCAAAUGAAGAGAUUUAAUUUAAUGACUAACCUAAAGAGAAAUGUGAGCAAUAAAAAAAAAAAAAAAUAAUUACAUUUAUGCAAUCAGAAUAGAAAUAAAAAUAAGCAAUAGCAACACAAAAUUAAAUAAUAAAAUAAACAUAAGUAGAAUAUUAAGAACAAUUACAUGCUGAAGGAUUAUCUUUAGAAGAUUAACGAUAAGAGGAAAAGUAAUCUUUGUAAUAUAAUAAUAUUGAUGAAGGAGAAAAGAAAUAAAUUAUUGAUUCUAAAUAAUGUGAAAAGUCUAUUUUUUCAGAUGAAUAAUAAGAAUGA